AUGGGAGAGACAUCGCUAUUCAAACUUGUGAGUGAGGGUUUGGGAUUUCCUUUUUCCAAGAAAAGCACAGCCGAAAAAGAAAUGAAGAAAGAGAACUCUGAAGAAAAAGCAACGGAACCAACCGAAAAGGAUUCAGAGGGCAAACAAGAAGAAAAUCAAUCCCAGUCUGUUUCGGAACCCUCACCAUCCAUCACUCUCAGUUCUCCUUCCCUCCGAACCCGCAAAUCCCCUUCGCCGCCACUCCAUUCUCUCUCCGACUCCCCCAUCUCCGAUGGCCACUCCUCCCCGCCGCCUCGAAAGCCGCCUCCCGAUUCGUCGUCGGACUCGUCGAUUUCCGAAGGCCACUUCUCGAUCGCCGACCAGCGCCUCUCUCCGCCUGUGGUGACGGCUCACCGGUUCCAGGUGGAGCCCGCGGUGGUGACCAAGGUCGAUCCCGGUGCCGAGGAGGGUUUCGUGAAAGACGUUGAACAAGCCACUGGCGGCGCGGGUAAUCGACGACUGAGACCGGAUGUGUCCGCUUUGUUAAAGUCGAAAAAAAUUGCGACGUGGAGCAAGCUCUUGUUGGGUCUUCGAAUAACCGCUUUUGUUUUCUGCUUGGCUUCUUUCUCGGUGCUGGCCGCUGAUAAGAAACAGGGUUGGGCUCUGGACUCUUUCUAUUUCUACAAGGAAUUCAGGUAUAGUUUGUCAGUGAAUGUGAUCGGGUUUGUGCAUUCUGGGCUACAGAUAUGUGAUCUAUGGCUGUUCUUGACUACGGGAAAGCACGCAGUCGAUCACCACCUUAGGGGUUAUUUCACUUUCGCACUGGAUCAGAUCUUGACAUACCUUCUAAUGUCAGCAUCAUCAUCGGCAGCAACUAGAACUUAUGAAUGGGAAUCCAAUUGGGGCCAGGACAAGUUCCCCUACAUGGCAAAUGCAUCUGUGGCUUUGUCUUUGGUUGCUUUUGUGGCCUUUGCCUUGGCAUCUCUUGUCUCAGGUUCUAUCAUUGUAAGGUUUAGAUAA
Messenger RNA from Sphenostylis stenocarpa, 999 nucleotides. The record is from the annotation of a GenBank genome assembly. NCBI's taxonomy places the organism in Eukaryota, Viridiplantae, Streptophyta, Magnoliopsida, Fabales, Fabaceae.